Hypoxylon fragiforme is the source of this 1476-nucleotide messenger RNA. RefSeq lists its product as uncharacterized. The coding region runs from base 570 to 1040 and encodes 156 amino acids. NCBI's taxonomy places the organism in Eukaryota, Fungi, Ascomycota, Sordariomycetes, Xylariales, Hypoxylaceae. The transcript has 2 exons. The record is from RefSeq and is a predicted model, not a curated record. Gene Ontology annotation, molecular function: flavin adenine dinucleotide binding; catalytic activity.
CAUAUGGGGGCCGGCUAGUGACAGUGAGACCAUUCUUUCUGUUAAUAUCCGAGACUUACAGUAGACUGAUAGGUUUGCCUACUCUAGGUAACACUGGAAUAGGGGCUGAUGCUUAGUCAUCAUGUAUCAUGAAGAGGAUUGAAUAACUACAAUCAAAACAAAAGAAUUGUUCGAGUACAAGGUGGCGCGCUAUGGAGAGAUGUAUACUCGGCACUUGAGCCAUACGGAGUUGUUGUUGCCGGCGCUCGCGCCGCAAGUGUUGGAGUCGGUGGAUUCUUACUGGGCGGCGGCCACAACUUCUAACUUCGGCGUAGUCACCCGCUUCGAUAUUUCGGCGGCUCGGCCAUCAUGUUCUGGGCUUGGCCACGAACCAGGAGCUCGAGUCGCCUAAAGGUUAUCAGUAUGUAGCCCCUUUUCACGUACCUACCUACUAGGCAGGUAUUAGUUAGACAUUCCUACCUAGGUUGAGGGAUAGUAUGUUAUGAUGGUUGUCGGAGAGUUCUUAGCUAACACGUCUACCGAUCAGCAACAUCUGGUUCACCAUCACAGUCCACAACAACCCCGCGAUCAUGCACUACAUCACCGACCAGCACAACUUAUUCAACUCAUCGUGGCGCCAAGCUACGGGCGAUACAACCUUCAGCCUCAACGCCAUCUUCCACCCUUCCCCCCGGGUGAUCUUCGAGCGCGGGGCGGAAAGGAGCGGCAACAUCCUCGGCAUGGACCACCAGAAGGGGAAUUGCAUCCUGGUGCAGAUCUUCAUGGCAUUCAGCGGCGCCGAGCUGGAAUUCGAGGCGCGCCGGCGACUAACCGCGUACCACGCAGCUGUGAAGCAAGAAGCCGUUAAGAUGGGGGCUUACGUCCCGUUCGAGUACGCGAAUUACGCGGAUAAGACGCAGGACCCGAUUGCGACUUACGGCGAGGAGAAUAUGGCGUUCUUGCGCAGGGUGAAGGAUAGGUAUGGCCCCGGUGAUGUCCUCCGCAAGCGUAUGCCGGGCGGGUUUAAGAUCCCGGAAGAGAAGGCCAAUGUGGCGAGGUGAGGUUAUGGCAGUAUCGCGAGGUUUGCUGGUGGGCGGUUCAUCUGGGAUAUUUUGCAUGUGAAGGCCGUGGUCGCCGGCAUACCUCCUUGGCAUAUUAAAUCUCGGAGCGGUCGCAAAUCUUAGCCACGAUAGGCAGUUGAUGGCUCGGCAUCACGAUGGAUAGUUGUAAAUAUCAGGUACAGCAGCGAAUAUCUCCAUUAUCGCUGCUGUGCGAGGUGUUUUCUCGCAGCCGUUGUCCAUAUACUUGGGACUAUCACGGGCUGAUUUCCGAGUUUCGGGAGUUGUCGUCGUACCUGAGAAGGGGCCGUCGAGUAUUACCUUCUUCUUUCUAAUUAGUGACGUGCCAAGUAUCACAGCUUCAUUAUCUCAAAACGUGGGUUAAUCAUUUUGGUGUGUUUGAACGCCAGAAGAACGAUGACACCCCCCUCGUCCUUUU